Molecule: messenger RNA, 294 nt
Organism: Cryptococcus amylolentus CBS 6039
Lineage: Eukaryota; Fungi; Basidiomycota; Tremellomycetes; Tremellales; Cryptococcaceae
Exons: 2
Coding region: 1-294 (97 amino acids)
Source: RefSeq, a predicted model, not a curated record
AUGGUAGAACGCGAAGUGGACCCGAGAGAAGGUCUGAAAGAGAGACUGCCAUCUGGCAAUAUCCCAGGCGUGUCUCACAAGUUUGGUAUUCACAGAAAGCUCAAUGUCACUGACUUCAGAUGGCGCUCGGACGAAGAAGAUCCAAUACCCUCGUAUGCGACGCUCAACGAAGACGUUCUUCCAGGAGUACAUGAAGUCCAGCCUUCAACAGCUAUCGAGUUUGAGAUUCCCAUCGGGAACCCCGAGGCAACCUACGAAUCGAGCCCGGCUGUCGGGACGACGAAAGGUUUAUGA